AUGGGAUAUACAAUUUCCUGUGUCAAAAGCUUGCAGGUGUUUCGACCUGGGGGUUUCCAAGGCGGAGGAAUUGAAGGACCUCCUUAUUUGCACCCUCAAUUGAUGCACAGAGCUCAAGCAAAGACAAAUGAUGAUUAUGUCGUCAAGACAUUCAAAAAACUUCCUAUGCUCUACCAAGAGAAGAUUAUAGAAGAACUUUCUGACCAACUUCAUCAACAGGUUUUGGUCAAAAAGUUGUCUGACGAGAGUGAAGAAGCUUUUAGGCUGAGAUGUUUCGUAGAGUUGUUUACGAAGCUUCCAUCGGAUAGCCGCCAAAGUUUCAAUAACGAAUUUCAGUUUCCCUUGAAGCUUCCCUUUCAUAGCUACAACAGAUUCGAGGGAAAUUCUCAUCACGAUACCAGAGGCCCAUCAGUUUCUAGAACAAUUCUUUCUGGGCUGAGUGAAGGACUUGCUCAGCAGAUCGCUCAAGGGCCUUUUGAGGGUAUAGUAGGUGAAGAGUCUUCUUUGACACUGGAUUUCUUCAAGGUGAAAGCCCUGUAUCUGCGAGGAGCACAUGGAGUGGAAGACGGUUCUGCUUCUACAACUACAAGCACUAAAUAA
Molecule: messenger RNA, 600 nt
Organism: Dovyalis caffra
Lineage: Eukaryota; Viridiplantae; Streptophyta; Magnoliopsida; Malpighiales; Salicaceae
Source: the annotation of a GenBank genome assembly